AUGGCUUUCAUUUCCACCAUUUCCAUACACCCCUCAACUCUGCUUUCUUCUCGUUCCAUCUCCUCAAAGAGACUAAUAAAUGCAGCAAUCCGUAUUCCAAAGCUAAAUAGCAGACCUUUCAAUAAUAACAAUCUCUCGGUGCCAAAGAUACCUUCUUCUUCAAGAGAUCUCGUUCAAGAUUAUGUGAUGAGCACCACACACUCAAAAAUGUUACACCACAAUCAUAACAUUAAGACCCUUGAGCUCUUAUCAAUCUUGGAGGCCGUAGCUGAGAGAGCUGAGAUUCACAAAAACGUUGCGGAACAACGUGAUAAUUGGAACAAGCUCCUUCUCAACAGCAUCAACAUGAUUACACUUGCUGCAGCAACAAUGGUUGCGGUUGCUGACAGUCACGGCGGCGGGGCAUCAUCCAUUUCAGCACUUAACCUAUCUUCCACCCUAUUGUUUUCUGCAGCAACUGGAAUGCUUCUUGUGAUGAACAAGAUCCAGCCCUCGCAACUCGCUGAGGAACAACGCAAAGCAACUAGGUCCUUUAAGCAGCUUCAGACUCAAAUCGAAACCACACUCGCUCUUGGAGUUCCAACCGAAGAAGAUGUCAAGUCCUCAAUAGCAAAGGUUUUGGCCAUUGAGAAAGCUUAUCCGCUUCCAUUGUUGGGCGGGGCUAUGCUUGAAAAGUUUCCUGCGAAAUUCGAACCUGCUGUUUGGUGGCCAAGAAGGAACAACAAGACCAAAAGUGAUCAUCAAGAAGGAAAGGCUCUGAUGAAUAUGAACGGGUGGAGUGAAGAACUAGAAAUGGAGCUGAGGGAGGUUAUUGAAGUUGUGAAGAGAAAAGAUGUUGAAGAUUAUGAGAGGCUUGGAAACAAGGCACUGAAAGCAAACAAGACUCUGGCCAUUGCAGGCCCCUUGCUCACUGCCAUUGCAGCUUUGGGAUCUGUGUUUGUGGCGGGAAAUAACGGUGCAGGUGUGGUUUCUGCCAUGGCUGGGUCAAUGGCAGCUGUAGUCAACGCUUUUGAGCAUGGUGGGCAAGUAGGGAUGGUGUUUGAGAUGUACAGAAACUGCGGUGGGUUUUUCAAACAAUUAGAAGAAACAGUUGAAGCCACGCUUGAAGAGAAUGAUUUUGACAAGAGAGAGAAUGGGCAAGUGUUUGAAUUGAAGGUGGCUUUGCAAUUGGGAAGAAGUGUGUCUCAGCUCAGAGAACUCGCUUCUAAAUCAGUUUCUUGUCGAGCCGAAGGGAUUUCUAUUGAUGAAUUUGCAAGCAAGAUGUUCUAAUCAUUUAUUAACUAUAUUUCUUAAUUAGAAUUAUAAAUGUACAUAUAUGUUCUUUCAUUCAUUCUGUGUGUCCAUUUUAGAUUUUUGCUUUAAUUUUUGUAAACUUAGCAGUCUUAGAUCAAUAAUACGUAUUCUUUUUCGCAACUU
This is a messenger RNA of Arachis ipaensis, 1416 nucleotides long. Lineage: Eukaryota; Viridiplantae; Streptophyta; Magnoliopsida; Fabales; Fabaceae. The record is from RefSeq and is a predicted model, not a curated record.